ACCACAUCAAUACAAUACUUACGUUCUUCUUGAAGCGAUCUCACCAUGGAGACAGAACUAAAACAACUCUUCGAGGCGGCGAAGAAGGCGGCGGACGCCGCCGCGACCGACGACGGACACCCGGAAUCUUCGCCGGAGGAAGAUCGAUGUAUUGACGCCUUAAAAGCGUUGAAAAAGUUUCCUGUUAAUUAUCAAGUUCUUGUUUCCACUCAGGUGGGAAAGCAGCUUCGUCGACUAACAAAACACCCGAGAAAGAAGAUCCAGUCAUUGGCGGCCGAGCUAGUCGAAAUUUGGAAAAAUAUAAUAGUCGAAGAAACAUUAAAGAAUAAGAAAAACGGUAGCUUGGAUACGAAAGGAUCUUUUAAAUCCGAGCAUGGAGCCGAUACAUCCGAUAAGAAAGUCUCGAGAGUCAACUCCGUCAAGGUUGAAAAACACGCCGCAUCAUCAUCAUCGUCAGACAAAAACGUUGACGUUGUCAAGGUUGAAAAACAUGCCAUGUCAUCAUCAUCUUCAGACAAAAACGUUAACGUUGUCAAAGUCGAAAAGCGAGAAGAUAUCAAAGUCGAGCGGACAAAUAAACCGACAGUAAACAAUGUGGGCCCGCCAAAGUUGACUUCGCUUGUUUAUUGUAAGGAUCCGGUAAGAGACAAAGUUCGUGAACUUCUUUCGGAGGCGUUAUGCAAAGUUCCGGGAGAGGUCGAGGAUGAAUUACGGGACGAAGUGGAUGCAUCGGACCCGUACCGCGUAGCCGUUUCGGUGGAGUCCGCUAUGUUUGAGAAAUGGGGGAGAUCCAACGGUGCACAGAAGUUCAAAUACCGAUCGAUAAUGUUCAAUAUUAAGGAUCCGAAAAACCCGGAUUUCCGACGGAAGGUGUUGCUCGGGCAUGUGAAGCCGGAACGGAUUCUGGAGUUGACGCCCGAAGAGAUGGCGAGCACCGAACGGCAGAUGGAGAAUGUGAAGAUUAAGGAGAAAGCGUUGUUUGAUUGCGAACGUGGUGGCCCACCGAAGGCAACGACCGAUCAGUUUAAGUGUGGUCGAUGUGGGAAACGGAAGUGCACUUAUUAUCAGUUGCAGACUCGGAGUGCGGAUGAACCUAUGACCACGUUUGUAACGUGCGUAAACUGUGAUAAUCAUUGGAAAUUCUGUUAAAUUCAAGUGAAAUAAACUUUCCAACUGUUAUAAUUUUUUUCAUUUUUUCGGAGACAUUUGUUUGAAGCAUUUAGUUAUAUGCUUCUUAGACUUUGAUUCUAUUUAUGCUGUUAGUUUUUGAACAAUCGUUCGCA
Molecule: messenger RNA, 1283 nt
Organism: Helianthus annuus (common sunflower)
Lineage: Eukaryota; Viridiplantae; Streptophyta; Magnoliopsida; Asterales; Asteraceae
Product: transcription elongation factor TFIIS
Exons: 2
Coding region: 46-1149 (367 amino acids)
Biological process (GO): DNA-templated transcription; transcription elongation by RNA polymerase II
Cellular component (GO): nucleus
Molecular function (GO): nucleic acid binding; zinc ion binding
Source: RefSeq, a predicted model, not a curated record